UUUUGGUUAUGUAUUUCUGCAGCUGUCCCCAGGACUGUUAUCAGUGACAGUGACUCUGUUGACAAGCAGAAACGCCUGCCUCCAUCCUUCCUGAACAAAAAAAAUCCCCACAUCUCCAGCGCCAAAUCUUCCAUAGAGAAAGGCAUUCCCAACACGCCUCAAAAUCCCAGCUGCUUGAUAACGCCGCCAGGUUUUCACGACUCAUAGUGCGCAAAGCACUCAACCAGUAACCGAAUCACUGCGCGGCACCGAUCGGAGCGCCCAGAGAGCUCAGCCAAGGACAGAGGCACUGCGCGGCACCGAUCGGAGCGCCCAGAGAGCUCAGCCAAGGACAGAGGCACUGCGCGGCACCGAUCGGAGCGCCCAGAGAGCUCAGCUGGGGACAGUCACCGCGCGGCACCCGCGCCGCUUCGGGCCUGCCCAGCUGCCUCGUUCGCUCCGCCUCCCGCAGCCCCGGGACUGAGGCGCUUACUCCAGGACCGUGAAUGCGCACCCCGGGGCCGUCCGGGGAGACGGCAGGACGGAGAGCGGCCGGGGCGCGGUCCAGAAGCACAAGGGCUACAAACAUCAAAUUGAUUUUGUUUUAAUUGCUAAGCCACAAAGACUGCAGCCAUGUCUCUGGAAGAUAUCCACAUGAACACCAAGGAUUUGCUUGAACAAAAACAAUUAGAUGCUGGAGGAUUUGGAACAAUUUCUUUAUGCUUUCACAAGAAACAUGGAUAUGUAGUAUUAAAAAAAGUGUAUACAGGACCGCAGCGCACUGAGUACAACAUUUCCCUUCUUGAAGAAGGCAGGAUUAUGCGCAGACUGCAGCAUGACCGUGUAGUAAAACUUCUGGGUGUCAUUUUGGAAGACGGAAACUACUCACUUGUGAUGGAGUAUGUGGACCGGGGGAACAUGAUGAAAGUGCUACAGAAUCUCUCACUACCUUUGUCAGUGAGAGGGCGUUUCGUGCUGGAGAUCACAGAAGGAAUGCUUUAUCUGCAUGAGCAAGGCUUUGUACACAAAGACCUAAAACCAGAAAACAUCCUUGUGGACAAAGACUUCCACAUUAAGAUUGCAGAUCUCGGAGUUGCCUCCUUUAAGAGCUGGAGCAGGCUGACCCAAGAAGAAACUCUCCGGCAGAAGCAAAUCAAAAGCACUUGCCAGAACAAUGCUGGGACUCUUUUCUAUAUGGCCCCGGAGCAUUUACGCUGUGUUAACGCAAAACCAGUGGAGAAAUCAGAUGUUUACAGCUUUGGCAUUGUGAUCUGGGCAAUUUUUGCUAACAAAGAGCCAUACGAAAAUGGUAUAAAUGAAGCCCAGAUUUGCUUUGGCAUCAUAAAUGGAAACAGACCAGACUUAAAGGAGAUCACUGAUAAAUGUCCAGUGGAAAUUAUUGACUUAAUGAAGCAAUGCUGGGAUGAAGAGUCAGAGAAACGCCCAACCUUUGCAGAAAUCAGUGAAAUAUACAAGCCAUUUUACUAUGAAAAUCUAGGAAAAAAUAUUGAAGAAGACCUGAAGAAUUUAAAAAAAAUGUGGCCUGAGUCAAAUGAACUUCUGAAUAGGAUGGAAUCCCUUCAAAUAGAUGCUGUACCAGAAGAUACCAGCACUGGUCAAGUAGAUCAGCCUAAUUCUCUACAUAGCUCUCAAGGUCCCAUGACCAGCCAGGUUAAUGAAGCCCUGUUUGCUGCCUCCCCUGAGAAUCAGCCUGUUGAGAGCUGUGAGACCUCAUUUGGACCUGCUGAUAAUCUGGAAAAAAAACUUCAGCAUGAAUACAACUACCACGCAUUUGGGAGCCGGAUGGAUAAAGCAGUUACAUCUGUUGCAUACAGCCCUGAAAUGAUAGAGGAGGAAAGGAGACGGAGAGUUUCCUGCGAUCCGUUUGCAAAGCCAUCUCCUACUUCUCAACGGAGUGAACUGUAUCCAAGAGCUGAAAAAACAGCAUCAAACACUAAUCCAUAUUUCUGGGCAAGCAUUGAUCCAAAUUUCUGGCCACGGGCAGCUGCAACAACACCAAAACGGGGAAAUGUAGAUGUUUUUUAUGGGCCAUACCCCAACAGUCUUCCAACAGGAAACCCAGAGGAUGCCUAUGGAUUGGGUUCAGCCAGUAACUUUAGCCUAAGUAAACCUCCUGUGCCAGAAUCUGGACAAAACCUGCAGUCACCGACCAACGUAAAUUGGUAUUCAAAGAAUUCAGACACAGAUACAGGUAAUAGGGAUUCCACUUCUUUCACAAGGGGAACAUUUGCAUACUAUCCUAGUGCACCCAGAGUAAGCCCAGUUCCUUAUACAGAAGAUUCAAUCAAGUACAACAUAAGUAACAGCUCUGGAAUUCAAAUUGGAUCCUACAAUCACAUGAAGAUUGAUGAGCACAAUCAGCAUGUCAGCACUUGUCCUGUUGCUAUGGAAGCAAUUUAUACACAGUAUGAAGCAAGGGGUAUAUUUGACAAUACUACUGUCCUGACACAAAAACAUUUGAAUCUAGUGAGAGAAAAUCUGGCUAAGCAGUGGAAGCACUGUGCUCGGAAACUGGGCUUUGGUGAUCCCGAGAUUGAUGAAAUUGAUCAUGACUAUGAACGAGAUGGACUAAAAGAGAAAGUUUACCAAAUGCUGCUCAAGUGGGUAAUGAGGGAAGGCUCCAAAGGUGCUACAGUUGGAAAACUUGCCAAGGCCCUCUUUGGCUGCCAAAGACUGGAUCUCCUUACUAGUUUGAUGCAAAUCCAAGAAGAAUAAGUUUACUGAGAACAGACCUUCCGGAGUUCUCCUUUUUGCACAAACUUUUGGAACAUAUUUUUUCCACCAACCAGUUCUCAGUGGUUGAGAACUCCAAUAAAUCAAAAAUAUUUGGUCUUCCAAAGGAUAAAAAAAAAAAAAAAGCAUCUUCCUUCCGAACAUAACGAUUGUCCAAAGAUGACAACAAUAAAAUGCAAGACAAAUGUCAAUUGAAGGAGAAUGUAUUACACAAAAUUUCUACAUUAUAAUCUUUAAACAUGUUGGUACUCUUCUUCAGUUCUGAACAAAUAAGUAAUAAUAUGUGAAGAUUGACCUACUCCUUGAAAAACUUGUAUAGAAACCAAAAUCAACUCUUACGUUUUGCCGGAAGUGCCAAUACUUAUCAUGCCAGUAUUGUGUGACUGGUAUAAGUCAACAAUAUUUUCAAAUCUUUUUAUAAUUUUUAUUAAAUAUAGAUGUCUAAAAUUAUGCAGAACAGCAGCAUAAAUAAAAGCAAAACCUA
Messenger RNA from Corvus hawaiiensis (hawaiian crow), 3217 nucleotides. RefSeq names its product receptor interacting serine/threonine kinase 1 (gene RIPK1). Lineage: Eukaryota; Metazoa; Chordata; Aves; Passeriformes; Corvidae. Gene Ontology annotation, biological process: signal transduction; protein phosphorylation. The transcript has 12 exons. The record is from RefSeq and is a predicted model, not a curated record. Gene Ontology annotation, molecular function: ATP binding; JUN kinase kinase kinase activity; protein binding. The coding region runs from base 613 to 2715 and encodes 700 amino acids.